CUCUCCCUCUCUUUCUCGACAAAGGCUGUUCUGGCUGGACGGGAGAUACCUUAUCGCUCCAUGUUGCUCUCUUUGUCAAGGUCGAAUUAGAGUGAAAAACGGAACAGAACUUUCUCGAGACUCAAAAGGCCGGUGUGCUACAAGACCGGGGGCUCCUGUGGGAAAAUAUCCGAGUGUAGCUGUGGACCGAAGAGAGCGAGAUGAAGACAGAGAGAGCGAGAGAGCUUUCUCUUAAUAUGACCUACUAGUACAUAGUAGAAAAUUGAACGUAUGCACGUAUACAGUAUACACAUAUCCUUGUGGAAGACGUCGGACAACUGUGGGGAGACCUCGAUGUUUGCGAGAUCCAGACGUUAUAAUGUUCAUACGGGGAUUGUUUACGUAUGUGGACGUGACGUGUAUUCCAGCUCGUAUUGAGAGGGGGUCCAUUGCUAAAGAUUGCGUUUUAUGGCAAAUCUGUCGGGGCCAGGCGUGGCAAAAUAAAAUGAUUACCAAAUGAAACAAGACUUCAUUCCCCCUACCUCUUUCCCUUGCCAAGGAAUGGCACUUGUUCGUUUUGCUGAUGACUUCGGGGCAGCCUUCUGAUGAAUGUGCAUCAAGUUCCCACGGCAGGUAUAAAUGCAAACAGAGAGACGAUUGUUGUUACCUGUAUUCAGCCAUCUGUUGUUGGCACUUGGUACAGCCACCUGAAGACCCGAGAGCAAAACCAGACACAACCCCUCCUUAAGAAAUAACAACGGCUUCAGAAAUAAGUUCAAUACAAACCAAAUCUGGAACGGUUGCCAUGUGUGUCUCUUGGGACUUGCAGCAGUGGCUGAGCUUCGGAAUCACACUGUCGAUCGUUAUCGAAUUUGUAAGUGGUUUGGAAUGUUAUGUUUGCAAUGAUCAGGAUGGCAACGCCGCCAAAUGCCUGAAAACCAUCAAGACUUGUGAAUAUGAAGAGGAUCACUGCAUGAGCACCAUCAGAUGGAGUACCGAACCUUAUUGGAGUCAAGGGGCUGAAAAACAGUAUUAUGUAUCCAAAAGAUGUGCAACAGAGGAUGAAUGCUUCCGAGAGAUCAAUGGGAACAUGCCCUUGUGCCACUAUAUUUGGUACGAGGAUUGGAAGUGCGCCGAAUGUUGCCAAGGCGAUCGAUGCAACUAUUAUGUUACACUCGCCGGAAACGUCAACCUGCCGCAUUCAUCAAUAUUUCUAAUAAGCCCGAUGAUCUCAUAUCUAACUUUCAAACUGAUUUAUUGAAGUAAAUUCUUUAGGAAAACUG
Molecule: messenger RNA, 1262 nt
Organism: Tigriopus californicus
Lineage: Eukaryota; Metazoa; Arthropoda; Copepoda; Harpacticoida; Harpacticidae
Gene: cold
Exons: 5
Coding region: 785-1240 (151 amino acids)
Source: RefSeq, a predicted model, not a curated record